Messenger RNA from Entelurus aequoreus (snake pipefish), 1119 nucleotides. RefSeq names its product phytanoyl-CoA dioxygenase domain containing 1 (gene phyhd1). Bases 112 to 993 code for a protein of 293 amino acids. The record is from RefSeq and is a predicted model, not a curated record. Lineage: Eukaryota; Metazoa; Chordata; Actinopteri; Syngnathiformes; Syngnathidae. The transcript is spliced from 11 exons.
CGUUGGAGCUUCAUGGUUGUAGCGGUUUUUCGGUUUCACUUACAUUUCCAGUAAGACGCGUGUCACGUGGUCGGAAGUCAGCGGAUCCUCCUCGCUCCUUUUUUCCACGACAUGGAUUUCUUGACAGACCGCGACGUGCAAAAGUACAUGGAGGACGGCUAUGUGGUUCUGGACGGCCUUUUGACCCCGCCCGAGUGCGACCAGCUGCGACAGAGGAUGUCCGAGAUCGUGGACAACAUGGACGUCCCGGCGCACUGCCGCACCACCUUCUCCACCGACCAGGAUGAGCAGCUCAAGACGCAGGGAAACGCAGACUAUUUCAUCACCAGUGGCGAUAAGGUCCGCUUCUUCUUCGAGAAGGGAGUGUUUGACGACAAAGGAGAAUUUGUGGUACCAAAACAUCGAUCGCUGAAUAAAAUCGGACAUGCACUUCAUGCUUAUGAGCCUUUGUACAGAAAAGUGACUCAUUCAGCCAAAGUCCAGGGCAUCGCCAGGAAGCUCGGCCUCGUUCAUCCCGUCAUACUGCAGAGCAUGUACAUCUUUAAGCAACCUGGGAUAGGUGGGGAAGUAAAUCCUCACCAGGACGCCACGUUUUUGUACACGGAGCCCCUGGGUAGGGUGAUGGGCCUGUGGAUCGCCCUGGAGGACGCCACUGUGAACAAUGGAUGUCUGUGGUUCAUCCAAGGGUCCCAUAAAACAGGCGACUUGACUCGACGAAUGGUGCGGACCCCCGAGGGCACCUAUCCCCUGACAGACUUUGUCGGCAAAGAGCAGGACUACGACGACAACAAGUUUGUCCCAGUCGAAGUCCAAAAAGGUGGCGUCGUGCUGAUUCACGGCCAAGUGGUGCAUCGCAGUGCUAAGAACGUCUCUGAGGACUCCCGGCAUGUGUACACUUUCCACGUCAUGGAGUCACGUGACACCCAGUGGAGCCCCGAGAACUGGCUGCAGCCCAGUGAAGAGCUUCCGUUCCCGCCUCUUUACACCAAAUGAAGGAUUUCACGGCAAAGUGACAAGUACUUUUAUUAUCAAAACGGGAUCAUUUCAUACAAAAAUCAAUACAAUGAGUUGAAAUAACACUUUGUGCGUGAAUUGAUUGGACUUUAAUAAAAAAGUUUU